AUGAAAGCCUAUCUAAAGAGCGCGGAAGGCUUUUUUGUCUUGAAUAAAAGUACUACGAUUGGAAGGCAUGAAGACUCAGACCUUGUUUUAGAGUCUGCAGACAUCGACAACCAUCACGCGCUCAUCGAAUAUAAUGAGGCCGAGGGCAGCUUUGUUCUCCAGGACUUCAAUUCCCGCAGCGGCACCUUUGUCAAUGAGUGCCACAUUCAGAACGUGGCUGUGAAGCUCUUACCGGGAGACCUCCUGAGGUUCGGGACUGGAGGGCUGACCUACGAACUGGUCAUCGAAAACCCAGCUUCGGUCUCCUUCCCAUGGGCGGCAGGCCCAGCACCUUGGCCCAGGCCACAGCCAUCUCGGGCCACCCAGCAGCCGAACCAGUCACCCUCGCCACCGCAGGUCCCCUUCCACCCGGGCGUCCGGCCAGUGCCAGUGCAGAGGAGCUGGUCCCAGGGCUUCCCCAGGCCCACCAUGGUCCCGCCUGCCUCUCACAAGCGGCCCACGAGUGCCAGCGGGAAGAUGUUCUCCUUCAUGGUGGACGGCGCUGCCCAUGGGGUUCCCAUCAUCAAACAAGUGUGGACCAACGCCGUGAAUCUGUCAGAGCAAGCAGUGGCCGAGGAAAUUCCCGGAACAGGAUCCGCCAGGGAGAUGUUUGUGGAUCAUGACUUGGCCCAGCAGGAGAAGGAUGAAAUAAUUCUGCUGCUGGGAAAAGAAGUCAGCCGUCUCUCGGAUUUCGAACUCGAAUCCAAAUACAAAGAUGCCAUGAUCGUGAACCUUCAGAACGAAGUGGCCCACCUGAGCCAGAAGCUGUCGGAAACAGCCGCCUCCAGGCAGAGUGAGAGGGUGGUCCCGUCCAAGCUCCAGGUUCUGGAGGAAGACGAUGAUGCCCAACAGAGAGAAAUUCAGAAUUUAAAAAGCCAGAUCAGUGCCCUGCAGCAAGGCUACAGCCAGGUGCUGUGCCAAACCCUGUCUGAGAGGAACUUGGAAAUCAUGUCCCUGAAGAACCAGGGUGAGAACUUAAGGAGGGAUAACGCCAUCACAUCAGAGAUGGUGUCAUCUUUGCAAAAGGAUAUGUUAGCAAAGGAUGAGCAAGUUCAACAACUACAACAGGAGGUGAAUCAACUAAAAAGUGAGAACAAAGAAAAGGAUCACCAGCUCGAAGCCCUCAGCUCCAGAUGCUCAGUGCUGAAAGAAGAGUUAAAGAAGGAAGAUGCCCAGAAGGAGAACGUGGAAGCCCAAGAGAAAGAAAUAAAACUCUACAAAACCCAAAUCCACGACAUGGAGAAGGAAGUGAGAAAACUCAUGGAGGAGCUGAAGAGGAGCAGUACAGAGCAGAGCCUGAUCUCCAAGACGCUUCGGGAAAAGAGCAAGGUUGAAGAGAAACUUCAGGAGGAUUCCAGAAGGAAAUUGCUUCAGCUGCAAGAAAUGGGGAACAGAGAAAACCUCAUUAAAGCCAAUUUGGAAAGGGCAGUAGGUCAGCUGGAGCAUUUCAGAAGUCAGGUCAUCAAGGCAACCUACGGACGAGCGAAGCCGUUCCAGGACAAGCCCGUCUCCGAUCAGCAGUUAAUAGAGAAGAUCACCCAGGUCACUGAGGACAACAUCAACUUUCAGCAGAAAAAGUGGACCCUGCAGAAGGAGACCCAGCUCGGCCUCUGCCGACAGGAAGAGGUCACAGACAGCGUUGAGAAACUGAAGAAGGCCUUAGACAGUUGCCAGAUUUGCAUGAAGACGUCGUGCUGUAGCAACGACCUGAGGAAGGAGGUCAGCUUCCUGCAGCGCCUGCAGGUGAGCCCACCUGUCUCGGGGCUCCAGAAGGUGUCACUGGACAUUCUGCGCCUGUCGCUGUCCUGGCUGGAGGAAACAGAGCACCUCCUCCAAGAGGUGGGCAUCCAGUUCUCCAGCUCCAACAAAGGAUUGUCUUUGUAUCUGAAAUACCUUCUGGAACAUUAUAAAAAAAUUACAAGCCGGACCCAGGAACUUCAGAUCAAGAUCAGCAGUUCUCAGGAAACUCAGCAGUCUUUGAUGCAAGAAAAGCUGCGGGAGCACCUGGCAGAGAAGGAGAAGCUAAGUGAGGAAAGGCUACAGCAGGAGGAGAAGCUGAAAGCCCGAGUCAAGUGGCUGACGGAAGAGAAGGCGGCUUUGGAGGAAAGCAUUACUCAAGAGAAAAACAGAGCGAAAGAAGCAUUAGAAGAAGAACAGAAGAGAGCCCAAGAACUGGAGAACCGCUUAACCCGCCAGAAGAAGGCUUUGGAGGAGAGCAUUUCUCAGGAGAAAAGCAGAGCAAAGGAAGCAUUAGAAGAAGAACAGAGCAAAGUCCAAGAACUGGAGAACCGCUUAACCCACCAGAAGGAGGUUUUGGAGAGCAGCAUGGCCCAUGAGAAAAGAAAAGCAAAGGAAGCCUUAGAGACAGAAAAGAGGAAAGUGCAAGAUCUGGAGAACCACUUAACACAGCAGAAGGAGAUUUCCGAGAGCAGCAUCGCCUACGAGAAAAACAAAGCAAAGGAGGCCAUAGAGAAGGAAAAGAAAAAGGUCCAAGAUCUGGAGAACCGCAUAACCAAGCAGAAGGAGGAAAUGGAUUUAAAAAUGCAAAAAGAAGACAUUUUAAAUAAUAAAUUAAAUGAUGCACUGGCCAUGCUAGAAAAGGCUCAGAAAACAAAGACGGCUGAAAAUCUGAAAGCAGAGAACCUCACCAUGAAAUUAAAUGAAACACUAGCUGAACUGGAAACUGCAAAGACGAAAAUGAUCAUGAUGGAGGAGCGGAUGCAGCUGCAAAAGCACACAGUAAUGGCUCUCCAAGAGGAGCAAGAAUCACAGAAGCACGAAUUUGAAAAACAAAUCAUGGAAUACAAGGAACAAAUCAAGCAGCACUCCCAGACGAUCGUGAACCUUGAGGAAAGACUCCAGAAAGUGACCGAACACCACAGAAAGAUAGAAGGAGAGAUCGCCACGCUGAAGGAGAGUGACCCAGCCCAGGAGGGGGAUGCACAGCCGGACCCCGCAGCAGCACCUCUAGGGGAGAGCAGCUCCAAAGAUGCAAUGUGCGACCACCUGAUAGAGGAUUUAUUGACUGCUCAGAAGGAGAUCCUGUCUCAGCAGGAGAUCAUCAUGAGGUUAAGGAAGAACCUGACUGAAGCUCAUAACCGAAUGUCAGACCUGAGAGGGGAACUGAACGAAAAGCAAAAGAUAGAACUGGAGCGGAACGUGGCACUGGUCCAGCAACAAAGCAGUGAGCUGAGCGUGCUCAAGGACAAGAUGGUACAGAUGACCAGCCUGGUGGAGAAGAAGGACAAGGAGCUGGAGGUCCUCAAGCAGGCGCUCAGGGCCUCCCAAGAGAAACAGAAACUCCAGCUGCACAAGGAGAAGGAACAGAAGCCCAGGAACACAACCAAGAUGUGUGACAUUUCGGUGCAGAUAGAACCAGUCCACACUGACACUUUCUUGAGCAGCCAAGAGGAGCAGUGCUUCAGUGACCUCGGGGCCAAGUGCAAAGGGUCCCGACACGAGGAGGUCAUCCAGCGUCAGAAAAGGGCCUUGUCUGAGCUUCGUGCGCGGAUUAAAGAACUUGAGAAGGCCGGCUCCUCAAAUCAUAAGGACCACAUGGAUGAAUCAUUUCUAGACUUAAAGACUCUUGGGAUGGAAAAAAACAUCCAGAAAAUAUUGGAUGUAAAACCUGAUUUGCCAACUUUCUCAAAAGUAGAGAUCCGAGUGCCUCAAAAUGGCCUUUCCAGCCCAGGGUCCGUCAUGGCCACCGAUAAAUUAGGGAAAACAGAUGCAGCUGAGGCUCUGGAUCUCAGUGAAAGGCUGUACAUGGAUAUGAGCAAAACACUCGGGAGUCUGAUGAACAUCAAAGAUAUGUCAGGUCACGUGUCUAUGAAACACCUCUCCCCCAAAGAGAGGGAGAGAGUCAACCAGCUUCGACAAAGAGACCUUGAUAUGGUGUUUGAUAAGAUCACCCAACUCAAGAACCGGCUGGAGAGAAAAGAGGAGCUUUUGAGAGGCUACGAGAAAGACAUUGAACAACUCAGGCAGAGCAAAGUGUCGGUUCAGAUGUACCAGUCACAGGUGGCCAAGCUGGAAGAUGACAUCUACAAAGAGACCGAAGAGAAGGCUCUGCUCAAGGAGGCCUUGGAGCGCAUGGAGCAGCGGUUGCACCAGGAGAAGAGGGUCAACAGGGCGAUCAGGCAGCAGAAGGAACGUUUAGAGGACCUCGAACAGAGGAAUGCCAAAGAGUCAGCAGCUUGCAACUGUUCCUUCAAAGAGAAAGAGAGGCAGAGACGAAUGUUUGUAGAGGCGGUGAAGAACAAGAUGCAGAACUCAAAUUUCCAGGUUGGAGCCAGAAAAGCCAUUGCAAAGAUGGACCAAGAAAGAGAGAUGCUAAAGAAAGAGAUGUCCAGCAAGUCCAGCCAGAGCCUUCUGUUUUCUAAGCCUGGUGGAAGGAACUAG
Molecule: messenger RNA, 4440 nt
Organism: Rangifer tarandus platyrhynchus (Svalbard reindeer)
Lineage: Eukaryota; Metazoa; Chordata; Mammalia; Artiodactyla; Cervidae
Source: the annotation of a GenBank genome assembly